CUCAAAAGCUCUUUCAAUACUGAGCAACGAUGAAGGUUCUGGUCAUGUUGGCAUUUUUGGGGGUGUGCUCAGCAGGCGACCCCCAUCAGGUCUACGGCUCCGGCUGGGAUCCUCAUGGAGGCGGAGGAGGAGGAGGAGGUUACUACCAGCCUCGAUAUACUGGGCCUUUGGCUUCGUCCGUUCCAGCAGGCAUCGGAGGGAAGGUCAUCCCUGUCUCUGAUACCUACGAGGUGGCUGCUGCUAAGAAUGCCUUCUACCACGCUUACCAGAGGCAGUUGGCAGCCGUUGCAAAAGGUGGCCACGGCCAUGGUGGAGGAUAUGGACAUGGAGGAGGAGGCUUUGGACAUGGUGGAGGAGGAUUUGGCCAUGGUGGAGCAGGCUUUGGACACGGUGGAGGCUUUGGACAUGGUGGAGGCUUUGGACAUGGUGGAGGCUUUGGACAUGGUGGAGGCCAUGGUGGAGGCCAUGGUGGAGGCUAUGGCUACGGUGGAGCUCCCCUGUACGACGGCAUAGUUGUAGACACUCCAGCUGUGUCCUCAGCAAAAGCCCAGUUCUACCGACACUACAGCCGACUGGGAGCUAAGGCUGCAGCAGCCCCUGAUAUUGAUGUUUACGGAAACCAGAAGGGUUAUGGCUCCGGAUGGUAUUAAGGAAGGGGACACCGGAUGAAGAAUCUUACAUCAAAGUCUAUAGUGAUGUUGCUUUUGUCCAUGAGUUACUUGUCUGUAUGUAUGAUGUAUAUUUUGCUCUACGAAGUCCCACUGAUUAGCAAAUAAAAAGCAGAAGAAAUA
Molecule: messenger RNA, 791 nt
Organism: Macrobrachium nipponense
Lineage: Eukaryota; Metazoa; Arthropoda; Malacostraca; Decapoda; Palaemonidae
Product: acanthoscurrin-1-like
Exons: 2
Coding region: 30-650 (206 amino acids)
Source: RefSeq, a predicted model, not a curated record